GGAGCUCCCACUGAUGAUGUGCGUCAUGCGGGCGAUUUAGGCAACAUUGUUGCUGGUCCUAAUGGGGUGGCCGAGAUAUCAAUUUCAGAUAUGCUGAUUCCGCUUAGUGGAGUACACUCCAUCUUGGGGAGGGCAGUAGUUGUGCAUGCUGAUCCUGAUGAUCUGGGAAGAGGUGGACAUGAACUUAGUAAGUCAACUGGGAAUGCCGGUGCAAGAGUUGGCUGUGGCGUUAUUGGGCUUCAGUCAUCUGUUUAGUACUUGUGUUACUCACUUCAUCAUGUUGCUCCUGUCAAAGUACUCGUUGUAGCUAUACUUAACUUUCAGACAUUCUUUACCUUUGUAUAUUAUCUUCAGAAAUUGGCAUCAGUAUCAGUUUAUCAUUAGGGCUGUAAACAUAGAAACUGCAUGCCUAAGAAUGAGGAUAAAUGUCUCAACAAUCCAAGAGAGAAUAUAAUUGUUGACUAGAAUGAUAUAUAGGUUGCCCAACGA
Nicotiana tabacum (common tobacco) is the source of this 489-nucleotide messenger RNA. The record is from RefSeq and is a predicted model, not a curated record. Lineage: Eukaryota; Viridiplantae; Streptophyta; Magnoliopsida; Solanales; Solanaceae.